AUGGAGUACACUGCAUGGAGACGCCACAUAUGUGACAUUCUUUUCGGGCCAAGGAUAAAAGAAUUCGACGACACGGUUGUCGAAGUGAUCAUCGUCAAUCAACUUCAUGUUGUGAAAGAUCCACCUGCGUGGGACGAAAGAUGCCGGGCUGAGGGAGGAGCAAGGAGAGGAGGCGCUCGGUGUUUGUUGCACGUAACUCGAUAUGACGCACACACGAUCUCUCUCAAUUUUAGAGACGUAGACAGAGGAAGAUGCACAAACGAAAAGAAACCUGUGUAUACCCGGAGAUUUGGAAGUUUACAAAUGCUUCUUGCCAGCGAGUUUAAGAAUCCAAAGGUCUACAUGCACGUAAAAAUCCUUGGGAACAUCCUAUACUUCUUACCGAUUCAUCUCAAUUCAUCCUCCUCCGAAGAGAAGCUGCUAAAAGAGAGAUAGACGGGACCGCG
This is a messenger RNA of Trachymyrmex septentrionalis, 446 nucleotides long. RefSeq lists its product as uncharacterized. Lineage: Eukaryota; Metazoa; Arthropoda; Insecta; Hymenoptera; Formicidae. The transcript has 5 exons. The coding region runs from base 1 to 435 and encodes 144 amino acids. The record is from RefSeq and is a predicted model, not a curated record.